Molecule: messenger RNA, 309 nt
Organism: Acanthamoeba castellanii str. Neff
Lineage: Eukaryota; Discosea; Longamoebia; Acanthamoebidae
Product: dynein light chain tctextype, putative
Exons: 4
Coding region: 1-309 (102 amino acids)
Biological process (GO): microtubule-based movement
Cellular component (GO): cytoplasmic dynein complex; cytoplasm
Molecular function (GO): dynein intermediate chain binding
Source: RefSeq, a predicted model, not a curated record
AUGAAGGAGGCCACCGAGGAGACGCUUGCUGGUCACCAGUUCGUCUACGCCGACAUCUCUAAGUGGACAAAGGAGAUCAUGGACACUUGCAUCAGAAACCUCAGUGCACUCAAGAAGCCCUACAAGUUCAUUGUCACAUGCGUAAUCAUGCAGAAGAAGGGUGCCGGCUUCCAUGAGGCCAGCUCGUGCUACUGGGACAGCGCAAACGAUCUGAGCUAUUCGUACCGUUGGGAGAACAAAUCAAUGCACUGCAUCACGUCCGUGUUCGCCAUCAGCCUCUACGCUGGCAACCCCGCACCCGCGAACUGA